Oreochromis niloticus (Nile tilapia) is the source of this 2035-nucleotide messenger RNA. Its product is annotated as T-cell surface antigen CD2. The transcript has a single exon. The record is from RefSeq and is a predicted model, not a curated record. The coding region runs from base 121 to 1122 and encodes 333 amino acids. NCBI's taxonomy places the organism in Eukaryota, Metazoa, Chordata, Actinopteri, Cichliformes, Cichlidae. Gene Ontology annotation, cellular component: cell-cell junction; membrane.
UGCAAAUGUAUCACUCCCAUUUUGGUAGAACGGGUCCUGGAGCGAGGCUUGGAAAACAUCCCAACUUCAAAAACUUGAUCCUUUUGGAUAAUUGCUAGCUGGGGCAUACUUCUGGAUCUCAUGGCAUAUUUUAAAGCCAUGUUUGGUGCUGCAGUUCUUUUGGGAUUCAUCAACCUUUUAAUGGCAAAAGAAGAUACGUGUGAUCUCUAUGCCACUCCUGGGCAGAGUCUGACUCUGCCGUUUGCCUAUGAACGACUGACAAACUCUCAUAUCCUGGAAUGGGUUCACAACAAUAAAACCAUUUUCUACAGGAAAGGAAAAGUGUCACCUGGAAAACCAGAGGACAUUACUUCAAAUGGAUCACUCGUGCUUAAGAAAAUUGAGCUUUCAAGUCAAGGGAUUUACCAAGUACAUGUACUGCACCCCAGUGGUACAUCUGCUAAAACAUGGACUGGGCGCCUCUGCGUGCUGGACAAAGUAUCAAAACCUCAGCUCAGUUAUACUUGUGACUUCAGCUCUAUGGCUGUUAAUCUUAAUUGCCACGUUACCAAACCUGAGGGUUUGGUGUUUUCAUGGACGCUCGAUAAGGAGACGUUAAAAAGUGAAACAAAACAAACACUGAGCAUAUCUCUUAACCAUCUGAAAGGUGAGAGAAGUUUCACAUGUGAUGUGGCAAACAAAGUGAGCAAGGCGAGUAGCGACAAGGUUCGGCCAACUUGUCCACCUUUACUUUCUUUUAAACGUCAAACUGUUAUGGCAGUGCUAGCAGGAGGAGGAGGUCUGAUUCUUUUUCUGCUCUUCGUUAUCGUUGGAUUGUGUUGUUUACUCAGACGCAACAAAAGCCAAACGAGUCCCAGGGAUAAAGGCGAACUGAGGAUGCUUUCUCUACAGAAGCAGGAGACUCACUCUGUAAGUCCAGAGCACGAGAAUAACCACCCAACAGAGGUUGUCACUCCACCGCUGAAACCACAGCCUUCACCAAGAACAUAUUACCAGAAUGUUCCUCAGCUUGAAGUUCAGACUGAAAACAGCCCUCCACGGGUGCACGAAGUUCCUGACAGACCACAACCUUCACCUGUGCCGAAACCAAGGACCAGGAACUUCCAACAAGUAAACACCUGACAUCACAAUGAGUUUUUGGAGUUGUGACCAAAAAUAAUGUUUGUGGAAAAUGUCCUUAUUAUCUUUGCUCACACUCAUUGUCACUAUUAUUUACAUGUCGAGUAUAUUCAUGUUUUGGUUUUGCAGGUCUUUAAGCUAAAACUUAAAAUAACACGAUAUUUAUUUCCUUUUCAAUUCCAUGUUAUGUGAUUAAAUCAAUGUGUCAUUCAUUACUGACAGUCUUAGCUGUUAUAUCAUGAAUGAUCUAAUUCCAGAGGUAAUUCAGUCUGACGAUGUAAGCAACUAGUCAUAAUUGACAUCAUAGAAAUGAUGCAUAAUGCUUGUAAUAUUCUGUAAUCGUCUUGCUGUUAGGCACUCCCACAAAAAGGUACUUCAAGCUUACUAAAUCAUUUUAGAAAACAGUUUUUUUUAGAUUUAUCUAACAGAAGUAAAGUGUUGGGACUUACACAGUAUUUAUGUAUGUAUUUUUCUUUAGCAAAGCAGGAAUAGCAACUGUUCUAUUAAUAGAUCUAGGACAAAAGUGGUUUAUAUCAGCAUUAGGAUACACAGACAGUAAUUACUAACAUGAAAUCAUCCACUGGUUUUAUCUUUGAAAUGAGGAGAACAUUGCCAGGCUUUUUGUUUUUUCAUGAAUAUUAUAAGCUGUGGCAUGAGAUUUAUUAUUAUUAGGCUUUAGAAAUUAUUUCAACAAGAGGAAUGACCUCUUCUGUCAAAGAAAUGAUCAGUCACCAUUUGACCUACUUCUGAAAUCUUGUUUAAAAAAUACCCCACUCACACAAUAAUCUUACAUGUAAUCACAAUGUGUGCUUACAAACAGUAUAUGUUGUUUGAAAUAAAUAAAGCUGUCAAAAUGAUCUUGUACCACAUAUUUGCAUGGAAAACUACAUUAAACAGCUUAUCUGUGUCAAACACA